AUGCCAAUCUGUAUCGAAUGCCGCGCACCCGUCAAGACGCUGUACACCUCUUAUAGCAAAGCAGACGACCGCGCGCUCGGCAAAGGCGUCCGCCUUACACAAUGCCCGCGGUGCAAGCGCUUCGCAGACAAGUAUAUCGAGCAUGACUUUGUCGUCAUAUUCCUCGACUUGGUCCUUAUAAAGCCGCAGGUGUACCGCCAUCUCCUCUUCAACAAGCUCGGCCUCGAAGACGACCGCUUCGAUGUUAUUGAAUGGCAGCGCUCCAUCCUCCGCCUCGGCACCCUCCUCCUCCUAUUCGACGUCUACCUAACCUGGGCGCGCAUCGAAAAAGCCUCGUUCCCCUUGCCCGCCCCACCACCCUCCCCCUCUAUCAACAUUACCAACACAGCUCCCCCCCCCCUCCCUCCAUCAACCAUCCCCACACUCCCCCUCAUCCUCCAAUACCUCUUCUACCUCACCCUCGUCCUCCUCUCCACCCUAUCCUUCCAUCUACCCAUCCGACUCCUCUGCUCGAUCCCCCCAACCUCCCUCCCUUCCCCUCUGCGCUUUCUCCUCGCAUCUGCAUACUUCCCCGCCGGCAACGCGCUCUCCACCGCGCUGCUGGUCAGCUCCUGCACGAAGUUGUUCCCGAUCUUGUUGAUAAUCUGGGAGUACGACUUGCCGAGCGCGGCGGCGGCGGUGGGGUGGGCGGUUGCCGUCAACAAUGUUGCUGCGGUGGAGAUCUUGGUAGGGUGCGGAUGGCUUAGGGCUGGGAUGCUCGUUGGGAUCGGUGCGGCGUGUAGAGAGGUUGUGAGUCGGGCGGUUCUGGGGGCUGUGGGGUUGAGCGAAGGA
Paraphaeosphaeria sporulosa is the source of this 831-nucleotide messenger RNA. Its product is annotated as Arv1-like protein. Gene Ontology annotation, biological process: regulation of plasma membrane sterol distribution; sphingolipid metabolic process; intracellular sterol transport. The record is from RefSeq and is a predicted model, not a curated record. The annotation marks the transcript as partial. Gene Ontology annotation, cellular component: Golgi apparatus; cortical endoplasmic reticulum. NCBI's taxonomy places the organism in Eukaryota, Fungi, Ascomycota, Dothideomycetes, Pleosporales, Didymosphaeriaceae. The transcript has 3 exons.